CACAAAUUAAAUUAAAAUUCACAAGAAAAGAUUUCCUUUUUUUUUCCCUUUAUCAAGGUUUCUAGACCGAGAAACCCAAACCCAAAUUUUCUAAUAUUUUAAAUCCUUUUUUUCCACUGUGAAAUUAAGAGAGAGAAAGCGCCUGCCGCUAAAUUCGGCGGAGAUUUUGGUGGUGUUGCCACCUUGCUAACUUGCACCUCCGCUGCCCCAUUUGUUUUUUUGCUAAAUUACGCCGGACGGCCAUUGUUUUUGCUUCUUUGUUUUUUUGCUCAUUUCUUUCCCCUUGCUUUGACCUAUAAUUACAAGGUUCUGGUGAGUUUGAUUUGCUCAUAUUGUUGUUGUUUUUCUGUUUUGGAGUGAACUGGGUUAAGCUUUUACUUGUCCAAAGUUUUCAUCUUUUUGAGUUUUUGUGUCAUCAUUGUUUGUAAGAAAGAAAAGAAGAAAUUAUGGGUGAUGGUGAAGAAGGUAACACUGAUGUGAUGCAAAGGAUUCAAUCUUCAUUUGGAACAUCAUCAUCUUCAAUCCCUAAGCAACCUUUAUCGAUGAAUCAUCUUGAGAUACCUCAGUUGAAUCCUAAUCAAAUCAGAGGAGCUGCUAGACAUUUCUCUCAUUUUGGCCAAAACUUUAACGGCGGUGCUGCUGCUGGUACUGGUGAUGGUGCUACUAACAAAAGAGUUGGUAUCCCUCCUUCACACCCCAACCAGAUCCCACCCAUUUCACCUUAUUCGCAGAUCCCCAUGUCCCGCCCUUCAAACCAGCAAAUGGGUUCUCAGAGUUUUAACUCGGGACCAACUCAUUCGCGGUCUUUGUCUCAGCCUUCAUCCUUCUUUUCACUCGAUUCAUUGCCCCCUUUAAGCCCUUCCCCGUUUCGUGAUUCUUCAUCCAUGGCAGUCUCAGACCAAGUUUCCACCGAUGUGUCGAUGGAUGAAAGGGAUGCAGCUGCUUCACAUUCUUUGUUGCCACCGUCGCCUUUUUCAAAGGCGAAUUCUCCACGGCUUGGGGAAAGCUUGCCGCCGCGAAAAUCGCAUAGGCGCUCCAGUAGUGAUAUUCCGUUUGGGUUUAAUACGAUAAUGCAAUUUUCGCCGCCUCUUAUUCCUUUAAGGGGUUCUAGUAAGCCAGCUCAGUUGGUGAAAAAGGAAACCAGUGAUGGCAACGGUGAAGGAAUGGGUGAGAGGAAAUCAGAAGGGGAAGUUGUCGAUGAUUUGUUUUCGGCUUAUAUGAAUUUGGAUAACAUGGAUGCGUUGAAUCCUUGCGACGGUAAGAACAAUAAUGGUAAUGAGAAUCAUGAAGAUUUGGAUAGCAGAGCAAGUGGAACGAAGACGAAUGGUGUUGAUAGCAGUGAUAACGAAGCUGAAAGCAGUGUGAAUGAAAGCGGGAACAGUUCGCGUGGCGGAAUGAAUUCGACCGAGAAGAGGGAAGGGAACAAAAGGGCCGCAGGAGCAGGCAUUGCUCCGAGCGGUAGACAUUAUAGAAGUGUUUCAAUGGAUAGUUUUAUAGGGAAGUUGAACUUUGGUGAUGAAUCUCCAAAGUUACCACCUUCACCGGGGAAUCGGCUCGGACAACUCUCACCUAGGAAUUCAAUCGACGGGAAUUCGGCUGCCUUUAGUUUGGAGUUUGGAAAUGGUGAGUUCACCGAGGCUGAAUUGAAGAAAAUUAUGGCAAAUGAGAAGCUUGCUGAGAUUGCAAUGACUGAUCCAAAGCGCGCAAAGAGGAUUUUGGCCAAUCGUCAGUCUGCUGCUCGUUCCAAAGAACGGAAGAUGCGGUACAUUUCAGAGUUGGAACACAAGGUUCAGACUCUGCAGACUGAAGCUACCACAUUGUCUGCUCAGCUAACACUUUUACAGAGAGAUUCUGUUGGGCUUACAAAUCAGAACAAUGAGUUGAAGUUUCGUCUUCAAGCCAUGGAGCAACAAGCACAACUCCGUGAUGCUCUAAAUGAAGCAUUAACUGCGGAGGUCCAACGAUUAAAACUUGCUACUCAACAGCUAGGUGGUGAUUCCGACCCUUCAAAAGGCAUGGUUUCCGAGCCGCUUUCUGUUAAUCAGCAGAUGUUCCAGCUUAACAUAUCUCAUCAGAUGCAGCAGCAGUCACCUCCACAGCCCCAACAACAGAAUGGGAACACAACUGCAAAAACUGAGUUGAAUCAGUAGCUUGGUCUCUGGGAAGCUUUGGAAACCCAUGAUAUCCCCGUCUCUCUUCACCUCGGGUAUUCAUUAGUUUUCAACGUCCCGACUUCGGAGGAUUUCAACCUGCGUCAGAUAUUCUCCAUCUUUAGAUGAUGGGACGAAGUAAAAACAUACAUCAGCUUGAAAAAUCAUAAUAUCGGUUAUAAUCAAAUCUUUUUAAUUUAUUUAUUUAUGGUAGAUAAAUCAUAUUGGAAUGUAAGCAUUAAGUUGACAUACAAGAUUUGUUGCAUUAACAUUACAAGAGUUUAUCUUUAACUCUUCUGUUAUAUUUUUUUUUUUAUUCUCUUCUCAUUUCAGUAAAGAGUUUGGGCAUUUCAUUUUA
Messenger RNA from Gossypium raimondii (Peruvian cotton), 2508 nucleotides. RefSeq names its product bZIP transcription factor 29. Bases 447 to 2150 code for a protein of 567 amino acids. Gene Ontology annotation, cellular component: nucleus. Gene Ontology annotation, molecular function: DNA-binding transcription factor activity. The transcript is spliced from 5 exons. Lineage: Eukaryota; Viridiplantae; Streptophyta; Magnoliopsida; Malvales; Malvaceae. The record is from RefSeq and is a predicted model, not a curated record. Gene Ontology annotation, biological process: regulation of DNA-templated transcription.